Pseudogymnoascus destructans is the source of this 582-nucleotide messenger RNA. RefSeq lists its product as uncharacterized. The transcript has a single exon. NCBI's taxonomy places the organism in Eukaryota, Fungi, Ascomycota, Leotiomycetes, Thelebolales, Thelebolaceae. Gene Ontology annotation, molecular function: phosphatase activity. The record is from RefSeq and is a predicted model, not a curated record. The coding region runs from base 1 to 582 and encodes 193 amino acids.
AUGCGACGACAUUUUCCGGAUUGCAAGCCGCUGCCUGGCGCGGAGAAUCUUCUGUCGAACCUCAGCCGUGCGCGUAGUGCUUCUUCUGGGGACAGGAUUGAACUGGCAUUGGCAUCCAGCACCAAGAGCCAUAGCUACGAAUUGAAAACUUCGAGGCCAGAGACGAAGCGGCUGCUCAGCUUCUUCCCGUCCGACAGGCGGGUCCUGGGUGAUGACCCACGAGUGCGACAGGGUCGAGGGAAGCCAGCGCCUGACAUAUAUUUAGUCGCGUUGCAAUCGUUAAACUCGGCGGCAGACUCUGGCGAAAAGGCCAUCAUGCCCAACGAAUGUUUGGUCCUCGAAGAUAGCGUGGCUGGGGUAGAGGCUGGAAGACGGGCUGGGAUGAGGGUUGUUUGGGUACCGCAUCGAGAUGUGGCGGUCGAGUAUCAAUUGAGGCAGAAGAAUGUACUGGCUGGGAGGACGGGAAUGAUUGAGCUCGGAGACGACUGGCAACUAGGAGAAAUUGAUGACGGCUGGGCUGAAAACAUACCGAGUCUGGAACACUUUGAUUACGAGAAGUACGGCAUCGAUGUGCCGUCCUAA